Molecule: messenger RNA, 774 nt
Organism: Botrytis porri
Lineage: Eukaryota; Fungi; Ascomycota; Leotiomycetes; Helotiales; Sclerotiniaceae
Exons: 1
Coding region: 1-774 (257 amino acids)
Source: RefSeq, a predicted model, not a curated record
AUGUUUUCAAGGCUGCGAUUCAAGUUAUCUCGAGUCCUAAGUCCGAAUAAAGAAGAUACGUUGUAUGAAAAGAUCAACGAUGCCGAGAAGAAAAUCCAAUCCAAUCGCAAUACCGAAGCGAAGAAAAAUAUACACCCGUCUCCAGGAAAACGUGAUACAUCCGUCGACAGUCUAGAGAGAAGUCGUUGUCUCCUCAAUCUACUCAAGAAAAAUCCGAGAAGUGAUAAUCUUCCAGCCUACUUCCCUACUCAAACAUCACGCCCAAAUUCGGGACUUCCUGAUCAACAAAAACCAUCCAUUAAGGGAAAAGAAGUUAAGAACGAAAGGCCUCCUCCUUAUGAUUUACCUGAAAAUAUGGGUUCGACAUCUCGUCGUCAAUAUAUCAGGGGGUUAAUCGAGAAGAGAAAAGCCGAAAUCCGAACGUUGGAACAACAAUUAGAGGAAGAAACUGGAAGCGCGAUACCUUUAUCCACAGAUACAACUUUGCGGAUUGGAGAAUCUUCAUCUUUGCAUGUAACUUUGCAGAGAGAAGAGACACGAGAAGAAAAGAAGGAAGAGAUUCGGAGUACAGAUUUAUCUCCUCAUCAGACAACAGGAAUAACGCAAGAUAUAGAAUAUUAUAUUCAACUCUGCAAUAGAACACGGGAUAUUAUGAUUAGAGAUAUGAAGCUGUUGCAAGAAUUUAAAAAUAAGACGGGUUUGGAAAAGGAAAGGGAACGCGAAAGACUGACUCUUCAACAUGAUUUGAGUGUAGAGGAUGCCUUGAUUUAUUGA